AUGGUCAUUCUACAGCAGGGCGACUAUGUCUGGUUGGACCUGAAGACCGGUCGGGAGUUUGAGGUGCCGGUUGGUGCAGUGGUCAAACUCUGUGACUCAGGACAGAUCCAGGUGUUGGACGAUGAAGGAAAUGAGCACUGGAUAUCCCCCCAGAAUGCCACCAACAUUAAGCCAAUGCAUCCCACCUCCAUCCACGGUGUGGAGGACAUGAUACGCCUGGGAGACCUCAACGAAGCUGGCAUCCUCCGCAACCUGCUCAUCAGAUAUAGAGAGAAACUCAUAUAUACAUACACUGGUUCCAUCCUGGUGGCCGUCAACCCUUAUCAGCUGCUGCCCAUCUACACAGCCGACCAGAUCCGUCUGUACACCAACAAGAAGAUUGGAGAAAUGCCACCACACAUCUUUGCCAUUGCUGACAACUGUUACUUCAACAUGCAGAGGAACAACCGUGACCAGUGCUGUAUCAUCAGUGGUGAGUCCGGAGCAGGGAAGACCGAAAGCACCAAACUGAUCCUUCAGUUCCUGGCAGCCAUCAGCGGUCAACACUCCUGGAUAGAACAGCAGGUCCUGGAGGCCAACCCUAUACUAGAAGCCUUUGGCAACGCUAAAACAAUCCGCAAUGACAACUCGUCUCGUUUUGGGAAAUACAUCGACAUCCACUUCAACAAGAGAGGAGCCAUAGAGGGAGCCAAGAUAGAGCAAUACCUGCUGGAGAAAUCCAGAGUCUGUCGACAGGGAAUUUACGGCCGUUUGUUUGUGUGGAUCGUGGAGAAAAUCAAUGCGGCCAUUUACAAGCCUGCGUCCUCACAGCCCAAAGUUCUCAGACGCUCCAUCGGACUGCUGGACAUCUUCGGCUUCGAGAACUUCACCGUCAACAGCUUCGAGCAACUGUGCAUCAACUUCGCCAACGAGAACCUGCAGCAGUUCUUCGUCCGCCACGUCUUCAAGCUGGAGCAGGAGGAGUACAACCUGGAGAACAUCAACUGGCAGCACAUCGAGUUCACCGACAACCAGGACGCCCUGGACAUGAUCGCCAUCAAACCCAUGAACAUCAUCUCGCUCAUCGACGAGGAGAGCAAGUUCCCCAAGGGCACAGACACUACCAUGCUGAACAAGCUGAACUUUCAGCACAAACUCCACACAAACUACAUCCCUCCGAAGAACACCCACGAGACGCAGUUCGGCAUCCAGCACUUUGCUGGCGUUGUUUACUACGAGACGAGAGGUCAGUGAAAGCAACACAGCACACUUUUACGGGGCAUCAUUCAGCUGGUUCACUCCUUCUAAAAACAAUCAUCAAGACAGAUUUUCCAGGCUGAUGGGGCAGAGACCAGGAAGCGUUCUCCCACUCUCAGCAGUCAGUUUAAGAGAUCUCUGGAGCUGCUGAUGAGAACUCUGAGCGUCUGUCAGCCGUUCUUCGUUCGCUGCAUCAAACCCAACGAAUACAAGAAACCCAUGCUGUUUGACCGGGAGCUGUGUGUGCGUCAGCUGAGGUAUUCCGGUAUGAUGGAGACCAUUCGUAUUCGCCGCGCUGGAUAUCCAAUCCGCUACACCUUCGUGGAGUUUGUCGACCGCUACCGGGUGCUCAUGCCUGGAGUCAAACCGGCGUACAAACAGGAUCACCACGACAUGUUGCUGGAGAUUGAGAGAGACAAGGCCAUCACAGACAAGGUCAUCCUCAUCCAGAAGGUGGUUCGAGGAUUCAAGGACAGAUCUAACUUCCUGAAGAUGAGGAAGUCGGCUGUGUUUAUCCAGAAGACGUGGAGAGGAUAUCAAUGCAGGAAGAACUAUGGAGCUAUGCGAGCAGGCUUCUCUCGCCUCCAGGCUCUGGUUCGUUCCAGGAAGUUGUGUGCGUCUUAUCACGUGGCCCGUCAGCGAAUCACAGGCUUCCAGGGUCGCUGUCGGGGCUUCUUGGUACGCCGGGCGUUCAGACACCGGCUGUGGGCCGUCAUCACCAUCCAGGCCUACACCAGAGGCAUGAUCGCCCGCCGGCUGUACAAGAGGCUGAAGGGAGAGUACAACCGGCGGCUGGAGGCAGAGAAGAUGCGGCUGGCGGAAGAGACCAAACUGAGGAAUCAGAUGUCUGCGAAGAAAGCGAAGGCCGAGGCUGAACGCAAACACCAGGAGCGUCUGGCUCAGCUGGCCAAAGAGGAUGCCGAGCGGGAGAAGAAGGAGAAGGAGGAGGCUCGGAGGAAGAAGGAGAUGGUGGAGCAGAUGGAGAAGGCCCGUUUGGAGCCCGUUAACGACUCCGACAUGGUGGACAAGAUGUUCGGCUUCCUGGGGACAACGGCCUCUUUCCCAGGCCAGGAAGGACAAGCCCCCACCGGCUUUGAGGACCUGGAGCGGACCCAUCAGGAGCUGAUGGAGGAGGAUCUGGACGGGGCUCUUCCUUUGCCUGAGGACGAUGAAGAGGAAGAUUUAUCAGAGUAUAAGUUCGCCAAGUUUGCCGCCACCUAUUUCCAGGGCACCACAACACACACAUACGUCCGACGGCCUCUCAAACAGCCUCUGCUGUUCCACGACGAUGAGGGAGACCAGCUGGCUGCCCUGGCGGUGUGGAUCACAGUGCUGAGGUUCAUGGGAGAUCUGCCGGAGCCCAAGUACCACACGGCCAUCAGUGAUGGAAGCGAGAAGAUCCCUGUCAUGACCAAAAUCUAUGAGACGCUGGGAAAGAAGACGUACAAGAGAGAGCUGCAGGCGCUGCAGGGGGAGGGGGAGACGCCGCACUCUGACAGCCACAAGAAGAACAGUGUCCGACACAAACUGGUGUCCCUCACCCUGAAGAAGAAAUCCAAGAUCACUGAGGAGGUCACCAAGCGCCUUAACGAUGGUGAGUACAGUCUCCAUGGCAACAGCAUGCUGGAGGACCGGCCAACAUCCAACCUGGAGAAACUUCACUUCAUCAUCGGCAAUGGGAUCCUGAGGCCAGCACUGAGGGAUGAGAUCUACUGUCAGAUCUGUAAGCAGCUGAGUCAGAACCCGUCUAAGAGUUCUCACGCUCGGGGCUGGAUCCUCAUCUCUCUGUGUGUCGGCUGCUUCGCUCCAUCAGACAAGUUUGUGAAGGUGCCGCCGGGUUACGCUCGUACUGUGAUAGAGAGACUGAGACGAACUUUUGUCACGGGACCAGAAACACAACCCUCCCGUCCUGUAGAGCUGCAGGCCACCAAGUCGAAGAAGCCCAUCAUGCUACCGGUGACGUUUAUGGACGGCACAACCAAAACACUGCUGACAGACUCGGCAACCACAGCCAAGGAGCUCUGCAGCGCCUUGUCCGACAAAAUCAACCUGCGGGACCGCUUCGGAUUCUCACUGUACAUCGCACUGUUUGACAAGGUCUCCUCUUUAGGCAGUGGGAACGACCAUGUGAUGGACGCCGUGUCGCAGUGUGAGCAGUAUGCGAAGGAGCAGGGAGCCCAGGAGAGGAACGCCCCCUGGAGACUGUUCUUCAGGAAGGAGAUCUUCACGCCCUGGCACUGCCCCGCUGACGACCAGGUUGCUACCAACCUCAUCUACCAACAAACCGUCAGGGGAGUCAAGUUCGGAGAAUACCGCUGUGACAGGGAUGACCUGGCAGAACUGGCCUCUCAGCAGUAUUAUGUCGACUACGGUUCAGAAAUCCUUCUGGAGCGCCUGCUGAGCCUCAUCCCCUCCUACAUCCCCGACAGGGAGAUCAGCAGCUCCCGGUCGGUGGAGAAAUGGACUCAUUUCAUCAUGGCUGCACACAAAAAGGGUAUCUACAGCCAGAAGAGGUUUGACCCUCAGAAGGUGAAAGAGGAAGUGGUGGACUUUGCUCGCCACAAGUGGCCUCUGCUCUUCUCUCGUUUCUACGAAGCCUUUAAGUUCUCAGGUCCCAGUCUGCCUAAAAACGACCUGAUCGUUGCCGUCAACUGGACUGGGGUUUAUUUUGUGGAUGAACAGGAGCAGGUCCUCUUAGAGCUCUCCUUCCCAGAAAUCACUGCAGUUUCCAGCAGCCGGGGAGGGAAGUUGCAGAGUCAAAGUUUCACUUUGGCGACCAUCAAAGGAGAAGAAUACACUUUUACCUCCAACAACGCAGAGGACAUCCGCGACCUGGUGGUGACCUUCCUGGAAGGUCUGAGGAAGAGGUCGAAGUUUGUGGUCGCGCUGCAGGACAACCCCAACCCCACCGGGGAGGAGUCAACGUUCCUGAGCUUCCUGAAGGGAGACCUGAUCCUGCUGGACCAGGACUCCGGCGAGCAGGUCCUCAACUCUGGUUGGGCACACGGCAUCAACGAACGAACCAAUCAGAGAGGAGAUUUCCCAGCUGACUGUGUCUACGUCCUGCCCACCAUGACCCGACCUCCGCAAGAAAUAGUAGCGCUGGUAACCAUGACACCAGAUCAGCGCCAGGAGUCGGUUCGUGUUUCGCAGCUCGUCAUGCCAGAGAGUGACGGCAAGAUGAAACCCUACACACUGGAGGAGUUCUCCUAUGACUACUUCAGGCCUCCUCCCAAACACACCCUGAGCAGGGUGAUGGUCACCAAGAAUCGUGGGAAGGACAAGAUGUGGAGCUGCACCAGAGAGCCUCUCAAGCUGCCGCUGCUGAAGAAGGUCGUCAACCACGAGGAACUGGCUCAGGAUGCCUGCAUGUCCUUCAUAGCUAUGAUGAAGUACAUGGGUGACUACCCAUCCAAAAGGACGCGCUCAGUCAACGAGUUGACAGACCAGAUCUUUGAAGGAGCGCUGAAGGCCGAACCUCUGAAAGAUGAGAUCUACUGUCAGAUCAUCAAACAGCUCACUGACAACCACGUCAAGUACAGUGAGGAGAAAGGCUGGGAGCUGCUGUGGUUGUGUACUGGUCUGUUUCCUCCCAGUAACGUACUGUUGCCGCACAUCCAGCGCUUCCUCCAGUCCAAGAAACACCAUCCGCUCUCUGGAGACUGCAUGCAGAGGCUGCACAAAGCUCUACGUAAUGGAUCCAGGAAGUAUCCUCCUCAUUUGGUGGAAGUGGAGGCCAUCCAACAUAAGACAACCCAGAUCUUCCACAAGGUCUACUUCCCUGACGACACAGACGAGGCGUUCGAGGUGGAGUCCAGCACCAAAGCGAAGGAAUUCUGCCAGAACAUCUCAACCAGACUGCUGCUCAAAUCUCCUGAAGGCUUCAGCCUCUUCGUCAAGAUCUCAGACAAGGUGAUCAGUGUGCCAGAGGGAGACUUCUUCUUUGACUUUGUCAGACAUUUGACGGACUGGAUCAAGAAAUCUCGACCAGCUAAAGACGGAAUCAUUCCCUCUCUGACCUAUCAGGUGUUCUUCAUGAAGAAGCUGUGGACCAACACGGUUCCAGGGAAGGACUCCUUCGCCGACUCCAUCUUUCACUACUACCAGGAGCUGCCUAAGUACUUGCGUGGCUACCAUAAGUGUUCACGAGAAGAGGUUUUCCAGCUUGCAGCGCUCAUCUACCGCGUCAAGUUUGAGGAUGACAAAUCCCACUUUCCUACAAUUCCCAAGAUGCUUCGGGAGCUGGUUCCUCAGGAUCUCAUUCGUCAGAUGUCACCAGAUGACUGGAAAAGGUCAGUGGUUGCGUACUUCAACAAGCAGGCUGGUAAAUCAAGGGAAGAGGCCAAACUGAUAUUUCUGAAGAUCAUCUACAAAUGGCCAACCUUUGGCUCCGCCUUCUUCGAGCAAACCACAGAGCCCAACUUCCCAGAGAUCCUGCUGAUCGCCAUCAACAAGCAUGGAGUCAGCUUGAUCGACCCAAAGACGAAGGACAUCCUGACCACCCACCCCUUCACCAAGAUCUCCAACUGGAGCAGUGGGAACACCUACUUCCACAUCACCAUCGGCAACCUGGUUAGAGGAAGCAAACUGCUGUGUGAGACUUCGCUGGGCUACAAGAUGGACGACCUGCUGACCUCUUACAUCAGUCAGAUGCUGACCACCAUGAACAAGCAGCGCUCCGGGCGGGGCAACAGCAAGUGAACUUCUUACUGGCAGGAGGCCACUGAGCUCAUCCGGCUCUUGCGCCCGAUUGGCCAGCCCUGCAGCUGGGGGCGGACCUUUGCCUACCAGCUGUGGAGGAUGAGCCGCAGUCCUUCUGCUAGCUCAGAAGGGUCGAAGCUCACCGGGGAGAGUUCGGCUACCAGCAGCGACGACCCCGGCGAGGGCCCCAGCAACUAUUACAACUAUAGCUACAACUUGGAUGAGGACGAGCCGUCCAGUGAGGAUGACUACCUCUGAAACCUUCAAACUCUCCGUCCAACUGGUCGGUCCUCCUGGUUUGGCUCAGGAUUCAAUAGUCAGACUACUUGUACGGAAAUACAGCGUUCAGUCAGUGCUGCUGUUAUUGUUAAUGAUCCAGGACGCCUUUAUAAAUGUUGCAGUGACCCCAAGUGGCAGCAGAUGUUCACUGCCUUAAUGUUUGAUGAGGACUUCAUUCCCUAAAAAUAGUAAAAUGUUCUUGUGACUUGAACAAAAACAUCUAUAAACUACAAGUACUGUCUUUAAUGGGCAAGUUAAUUGGUCAAUCAAUCAAUCCAUCCAUUUUAUGUCACGUAUCCAGGUCACCUUGAUUGAUUGAUUUUAUUAAUUAUUGGGAAGUACCGACAAAAAAUUAUAUAAAUGUCAAUAAAUACAUGCGCUUAAAGUAAAAACAGACAACUUUUCAACUUUCGGCUUUGUGAAUAAAUACCACUUUGGAAAUAAGAGAGAGCAUGUUUACUAAAGAGGAAAUGUUACAAUUUUAUAUUGAAUUUGGGAACAGACAAAAGCUGUAAUGAUGUGCAUUUCUUAGUAAUAACAUAGUUUGAGUAACAUUAUUGCUUCACACAAACAAGUAACUACAGCGGGGAGGAGGAGUAAUAUCUAAGGGUUGGUUACUUAUUUAGUCUACAAUAAGUGCUGUACAUCAAGCCUUCAUUUUCCCAGGAAAUAUUGUACCCAGCAGCAGACAGAAUUGCAUAAUGGAAGCAAGGCUCAUAGGGAGAAAACACGGAUGGUGGGAUUAUUUUAUAUCCUUAAUACUGUGCAAUCAACAUUUCCUUCAUAAUGUCAAGUUAAAGCAGAGGAGUUGUCUAUUUCCACCUAAAUAGAUAAUUGUAGGCCUUUUUGUUCCUACCGGUUUCCCACCUAUCUUUGACCGGUAUGAUUGUUAAAUUUCAUUAAAAAGGUCUUUAAAAGUCUCACAUUAAAUCUGUUGAACACUGCAGAAACCCUGGUCAACCUUCAGUUAGCCCUAGCUAGUUGUUAGAGCAGAGUCUUUACAUCACAUGACCUUCCCUGUGGCACCAGUCUCAUUCUAACACAUUUAUUUACUUACCAGUGAUAAGGAUCUAAAAAUAUCAAAGUUUUCAUCCAUCCAACAAUUUAGGGUUUUUGUGUGUGUCACAGGAACUUUAGUGAAAAUAUAGACAUUUAGUCCUGUUCCUUGUUUGUCUAAAGCAUCCUGAGAGUAUUGGCUGUAAGUUUAUCGUAGAAAACCAGUAACAGUGCAUCUUUUCAUCACUUUGAAUAAUAUUCAUAAAAAUUCCUUCUUGUUUGGGUCUAGAAAGACAUUUAUCUGUUUUUCUGGCCUUGUAACCAAACAGUGUAACUGACGUGGUGUUUAGGAACCUGAGCUCAUUUAUUUAAAACUCUAUUAUCGUUGUGUGUGACAGAGUAGAGACAGACCUGUAUGUGUUUUUGGGUCACAUCCCAGAUUUUUGCUAUUUAUGGCCUAUACUGUGUGUAAAGGUUUAAUAAAUAUAUAAUAAAUUGUUUUUUAAUAAUUAAUGGUUUAUGUUUACACCUCUAAUGUUUAAUGUUGUAGAUUAUUUUCAGCUGUUUGUGUUUAGUUUUACAUUUCAUGCCUUUUAUUGUUUCUCUGUUUUUAUUGAGACUGCAUUACCCAGUAUUCCUGUGGAGUGCAGCUGCUGUUCUUAUGGGGAUUUUGUUACAUUCCUGUAGUCCACUUACUACCUUUUUCUGGGGCUUUAAGUUGCAUCUCUUUCUUUGUUAGAGUUAGCACAUUUGUCAUGUGAUAAUAAAAGUGGUUGAAGAUGAAAGUCAUUCACAUA
Molecule: messenger RNA, 8009 nt
Organism: Morone saxatilis (striped sea-bass)
Lineage: Eukaryota; Metazoa; Chordata; Actinopteri; Moronidae
Gene: myo7aa
Product: myosin VIIAa
Cellular component (GO): cytoskeleton; myosin complex
Molecular function (GO): protein binding; cytoskeletal motor activity; ATP binding
Source: RefSeq, a predicted model, not a curated record